UGUAUAGUUUUGAGUCAUCGAAGAUUCCCAUCGACGCUCUCCAUGGAUAGAGCUUUGUUGUUGUUCUUCGUGGCAAUGGUGGUGGCCGGCGAUGGAAAUCACACAGUUUGGGAGCAUCACUGUGAUCCUGGUUCGGAGGUGUUUGCAUGUUCCGUGGCCUCUUUUAUUUACAGUCCUGGGGAGAACCAUUCGCAACUCAUCGUACCGGACGGAGUACGAAAAGUUCGACUACUUUAUCCGUGGGAGAAGAUCAUAAGCGAACGCGUCAAAAUUCUUGCAUACGAUAAGGUGCUGCAUGCCGAAUUGAACCAUCCACGAGCGAUACACAUCAAUUUAGGUGACAUUCGCACGAUCGAGAUUCCGAAGGAUUUGGAAUAUGCCGAGUUACAGGCAAACAAGAUUGAAAAAGUGAUUGCUCCAAAACCUCGUCUAGCGGGCGCUAAAUACUCGCUACGAUAUCUGGAUCUGGCACGAAACCGUUUAGACGACAUUGCCAACUUAAGCGCACUGGUGAACCUGGAAACCCUCAACUUGCAGCAUAAUCCUUUAGAAUCGUUUGACACACAAAUGUUCCAAUUUUUUGCAAAUCUAAGCACCCUGGUGCUGACGGGUUGCUGGCUAACGAACCUCGAUUUGCAACAGCUGGUAUACCUAGGAGUCAGUUCUAACCGCCUUUCGGAAGUACAUUUCGACAAUGUGUAUCUACCUAACCUAGAAGUGUUAUCGAUGAAAAGGAAUGACCUCUCCAGAUUGAAUAUAUACGCCUUACGGAAGGCCGCACCUAACCUGAAGUCACUGCAGAUUGCUAGAAAUAAUUUUGACUCCCGUGUAACUGCUGUGCUGUUGGCUGCACUACAAAACUCGACCAUUCUGUACGACGAUUUCGACGAACGCGGUCAAAGCUCAUUUCAGUGGGACGGUGUCAGAGACCAUCAGGACAGGCAGCGCCAGGAAGUGCAACACGCGUUGUGCAUCUGGUCACUGGCGGUGGUAAACUUGGCCCUCUUUGCAUGGGUCGGGUAUCGUUUUUGGAAAACUAGAAAAUCCACCGCACCAGAACCGGCGGAGCAAGCAUAAUACAAAU
This is a messenger RNA of Anopheles cruzii, 1084 nucleotides long. RefSeq lists its product as uncharacterized. The transcript is spliced from 3 exons. The coding region runs from base 43 to 1077 and encodes 344 amino acids. The record is from RefSeq and is a predicted model, not a curated record. Gene Ontology annotation, molecular function: protein binding. Lineage: Eukaryota; Metazoa; Arthropoda; Insecta; Diptera; Culicidae.